AUGAAUCACCAAGAACCCCUAGCUGUGUAUUCACCGGUUACCAUAGCUACCUCAGUUGGACUGUUACUUUCAUUGCUAAUUUCCAUAACAUUAUGUGGAUGGUGCAUCAGCAAAGUCAAACACUCAUAUCGGAAAUAUAAGAUUGGUCAAAAAGCGCACAGUUCUGGAGCUCACAUCCAUGUAUCUAAAAGUGAAGAAUCCAUUCCUCUUAAAAAGAAACACCACAAACACCAUCUAUCUCAACCUCCUGCAUCACAGGUUCAGAAACCCGCUCAACAUUCCCACCCUCAUACGCCUCAAAUCCAUAAAGCACACCAACCUGAAAAACCAAAGAUUGUUGUUGAACAUGAACACAAGACUCCACAGACAUAUUUACAUGUGUAUCCACAGCAACGAGAGAAAUUUACUCCAGUAUUGGGAAGGAGGACCAUUGAUUUUGAGCGUCCAGUCCGAAAAGCGACCUCCUUAGAGCAUAUCCCACCUCAGCGUGAAGGCAUGGACGAUUCAUCGUCUGAUAUGUCAACGACCUCUCCAAUGAUUUCACUGGCAUCAUUAAAAGACACUCUUGGACUG
Messenger RNA from Saccoglossus kowalevskii, 573 nucleotides. RefSeq names its product synaptotagmin-7-like. Gene Ontology annotation, biological process: calcium ion-regulated exocytosis of neurotransmitter; vesicle fusion. Lineage: Eukaryota; Metazoa; Hemichordata; Enteropneusta; Harrimaniidae. Gene Ontology annotation, molecular function: calcium-dependent phospholipid binding; clathrin binding; phosphatidylserine binding. Gene Ontology annotation, cellular component: exocytic vesicle; axon; synapse. The record is from RefSeq and is a predicted model, not a curated record.